GGCCCCGAGUGCUGAACCCCUUGUUCCUUCGGCUGCGGCGGGAUCCGGCAGCUGCGCAGCCUCUGCUGCUCCCGGCUGUGCGGGCCCCGCGGAGCAUGUGGGAGGAGACCGACAUGGAGAAAGCCAUCAAGGAAACCUCCAUUUUAGAGGAAUACAAUAUCAAUUGGACUCAGAAGCUGGGAGCUGGAAUUAGUGGUCCAGUUAGAGUCUGUGUGAAGAAAUCUACCCAAGAACGGUUUGCACUGAAAAUUCUUUUUGAUCGUCCAAAAGCUAGAAAUGAGGUACGUCUGCACAUGAUGUGUGCCACACACCCAAACAUAGUUCAAAUCAUUGAAGUGUUUGCUAACAGUGUACAGUUUCCUCAUGAGUCCAGCCCCAGGGCUCGACUCUUAAUUGUAAUGGAGAUGAUGGAAGGGGGAGAGCUAUUUCACAGAAUCAGCCAGCACCGGCACUUUACAGAGAAGCAAGCCAGCCAAGUAACAAAGCAGAUAGCUUUGGCUCUACAGCACUGUCACUUGUUAAACAUCGCACACAGAGACCUCAAGCCUGAAAAUCUGCUCUUCAAGGAUAACUCUUUGGAUGCCCCAGUGAAGUUGUGUGACUUUGGAUUUGCCAAAAUUGAUCAAGGUGACUUGAUGACACCUCAGUUCACCCCAUAUUAUGUAGCACCUCAGGUACUGGAGGCACAGAGAAGGCAUCAGAAGGAGAAAUCUGGCAUCAUACCUACCUCGCCAACACCCUACACUUAUAACAAGAGCUGUGACUUGUGGUCCCUAGGGGUGAUUAUCUACGUGAUGUUGUGCGGAUACCCUCCUUUUUACUCCAGACACCACAGCCGGACUAUCCCAAAGGAUAUGCGGAGAAAGAUCAUGACAGGCAGUUUUGAGUUCCCAGAGGAAGAGUGGAGCCAGAUCUCAGAGAUGGCCAAAGAUGUUGUGAGGAAGCUCUUGAAGGUCAAACCAGAGGAAAGACUUACCAUCGAGGGAGUGUUGGAUCACCCCUGGCUCAACUCAACUGAGGCCCUGGAUAAUGUGCUACCCUCUGCUCAACUGAUGAUGGAUAAGGCGGUGGUUGCAGGCAUCCAACAGGCCCAUGCGGAACAGUUGGCCAACAUGCGAAUCCAGGACCUGAAAGUCAGCCUCAAACCCCUGCACUCUGUGAACAACCCCAUUCUAAGGAAGAGGAAAUUACUCGGCACCAAGCCAAAGGAUGGUGUUUAUAUCCACGACCGUGAGAAUGGAGCCGAGGAUUCGAAUGUUGCCUUGGAAAAGCUCCGAGAUGUGAUUGCUCAGUGUAUUCUCCCCCAGGCUGGAGAGAAUGAAGAUGAAAAGCUGAAUGAAGUAGUUCAGGAAGCUUGGAAGUAUAACCGGGAAUGCAAACUCCUAAGAGAUACUCUGCAAAGCUUCAGCUGGAAUGGUCGUGGAUUCACAGAUAAAGUAGAUCGACUAAAACUGGCAGAAAUUGUGAAGCAAGUGAUAGAAGAGCAAACCACAUCCCACGAAUCCCAAUAAUGACAGCUUCAGACUCUGUUUUUUAACAAGUUGAAAAUUUAUUCAUUAAUGUAUAAAGUAAUUUGUAUGUAAAUUAAUAAAUCAUAAUUUCAUUUCCACAUUGCUUAAAGAUGCUGUAUAAAUUUAGAUACAGGA
This is a messenger RNA of Eubalaena glacialis (North Atlantic right whale), 1646 nucleotides long. RefSeq names its product MAPK activated protein kinase 5 (gene MAPKAPK5). NCBI's taxonomy places the organism in Eukaryota, Metazoa, Chordata, Mammalia, Artiodactyla, Balaenidae. Gene Ontology annotation, molecular function: calcium/calmodulin-dependent protein kinase activity; ATP binding; mitogen-activated protein kinase binding. The record is from RefSeq and is a predicted model, not a curated record. The transcript is spliced from 14 exons. Gene Ontology annotation, biological process: Ras protein signal transduction; negative regulation of TOR signaling; protein autophosphorylation. Gene Ontology annotation, cellular component: nucleus; cytoplasm. Bases 96 to 1511 code for a protein of 471 amino acids.